UGGGCCUCUAGUCCCGAGAGGCCGCGGGGAGCGGGGGCAUCAUGGCGGCUGCGGAGCAGCGGAGGUCCGGGGAUGGGGACGAGGAGGAGCAGUUGGUGCUGGUGGAAUUGUCAGGCAUUAUCGAUUCAGACUUUCUGUCAAAAUGUGAAAAUAAAUGCAAGCUUUUGGGAAUUGACACCGAGAGGCCCAUUCUGCAAGUGGACAGCUCUGUAUUUGCUGGAGAGUAUGAAGACACUCUUGGGACUUGUGUUAUAUUUGAAGAACAUGUUGAACAUGGGACCACACGGGUACCUAUCAACCUUUUUACCAUCCUGGGGGAUUCCCAGAAGAAUAACACCAAUACGUGCCUUGGGAUAUACACACAGAAAGCCCAAAACGAAAAGGGCCAAGAGAUUCCUUGAGAAGAGAGAACCAAAACUCAGUGAAAAUAUUAAAAAUGCCAUGCUUAUUAAAGGGGGAAAUGCAAAUUUAACAGUGACACAAGUCCUUAGAGAUGUGUAUGCACUGAAAAAACCAUAUGGCGUUCUGUAUAAAAAGAAAAAUAUUACGAGACCAUUUGAGGAUCAGACAUCAUUGGAAUUCUUUUCAAAGAAGUCAGAUUGUUCUUUAUUUCUGUUUGGCUCCCAUAAUAAGAAGCGGCCAAAUAAUCUAGUAAUAGGUCGUAUGUAUGACUACCAUGUGCUGGAUAUGAUUGAAUUAGGUAUUGAGAAAUUUGUCUCUCUAAAAGAUAUUAAGAAUAGUAAAUGCCCUGAGGGAACAAAACCCAUGCUAAUAUUUGCUGGUAAUGAUUUUGAUGUAACAGAAGAUUACAGAAGACUAAAAAGUCUUCUUAUCGAUUUCUUCAGAGGCCCCACAGUAUCAAACAUUCGCCUGGCUGGUUUAGAGUGUGUCCUGCACUUCACUGCACUGAAUGGGAAGAUUUACUUUCGAAGCUAUAAGCUGCUGUUGAAGAAAUCUGGUUGCAGAACACCACGGAUUGAAUUGGAAGAGAUGGGACCCUCAUUGGAUCUGGUUCUGAGGAGGACGCAUCUAGCUUCAGAUGACCUUUAUAAGUUAUCCAUGAAAAUGCCCAAAGCCCUCAAGCCAAAGAAGAAGAAAAAUAUCUCCCAUGAUACUUUUGGUACAACUUAUGGAAGGAUUCAUAUGCAGAAGCAAGACCUAAGCAAACUACAAACCAGGAAAAUGAAGGGGCUGAAGAAGCGAACUGCAGAAAGGAUAUUAGAAGACCAGGAGAAAAAAUCAAAGAGAAUUAAAAAUAAUUGAUGGAACUUAGCCAAUAACUAGUUUUAUUGUAAUCUGUUUACAUAAAGAGAAUGAUCAAGCAUCAGUAAUUUUAAAGUUUCUUACAAGAUUUUAUUGUAUAUUUUUGUAACAUAAUAAUUU
This is a messenger RNA of Molossus molossus (Pallas's mastiff bat), 1383 nucleotides long. RefSeq names its product ribosome production factor 2 homolog (gene RPF2). Gene Ontology annotation, cellular component: nucleolus. The transcript is spliced from 14 exons. The coding region runs from base 73 to 1263 and encodes 396 amino acids. Gene Ontology annotation, biological process: ribosomal large subunit assembly; maturation of LSU-rRNA from tricistronic rRNA transcript (SSU-rRNA, 5.8S rRNA, LSU-rRNA). Gene Ontology annotation, molecular function: rRNA binding. Lineage: Eukaryota; Metazoa; Chordata; Mammalia; Chiroptera; Molossidae. The record is from RefSeq and is a predicted model, not a curated record.